Molecule: messenger RNA, 843 nt
Organism: Grosmannia clavigera kw1407
Lineage: Eukaryota; Fungi; Ascomycota; Sordariomycetes; Ophiostomatales; Ophiostomataceae
Exons: 1
Coding region: 1-843 (280 amino acids)
Cellular component (GO): mitochondrion
Source: RefSeq, a predicted model, not a curated record
AUGAGCAGGAUUUUGCCAACAUCGCGGGCUGCGGCUCGGCGGUUUCCAUUACAGGCGUCCAACCGGUGGCAACCACCACCUUCAGUGGCCCUGCUCUCGACGUCACAACCAUUGUGCGAUAAGAUCCGCCAGGCACACCCGCGGGGCGCCUACUACGACCUCCUCCUCACCAGUCCUCCGCCGUACGCUGCUGUCAAGAGUGAAGAGCCUCCUACCACGGCAAAGUCAGCUCCUGCAACUCCAAAGACGCCGGUGCCCGUCUCAGCGUCCUCCUCGUCUUCCACGCCAACGAAGCCCGAAACUGUUUCAGAGCGUGCUCGCAUUGUGUUUGGCUCGCGACUCGCAGGCCCGGCCGAGCGUGCCGAACGGCUGGCCCGGAUCCGCGACCGCAGCCAGAUGAUUGCGGGCGUGCUGGUACCGCCGCAACCUGAGGAGCCGGAAAACUGCUGCAUGAGCGGCUGUGUCGACUGUGUCUGGGACCGGUACCGGGACGAGAUAGAGGGCUGGGCACAAGCGAGUGCGGAGGCCAGCCGAAGACUGCAGGCGCAAGAGAGUGGAGUUGCGGCCAGUGUGGGCACAGGAACGUCGCCUGCAGGCGUUGCUACCACGCAGGGACGUACGCCCCAACCGGGCGCCGUGAGCAUGGAUGAUGACGGUGGCGGAUCCAACACCAACUGGGACCUCGGGCCGCCGACCGUAUCAACACCGGUGUCAAGCAAGGGCGACAAGGACUUCUGGGACGACGAGCUGUACAAGGGCCUACCGGUGGGGAUCCGGGAAUUCAUGAAGCAGGAGAAGCGCCUGAAGCUGAAACACAUACGAGAGGGCACGCUCGGCGGUUGA